Lytechinus variegatus (green sea urchin) is the source of this 2794-nucleotide messenger RNA. RefSeq lists its product as uncharacterized. Lineage: Eukaryota; Metazoa; Echinodermata; Echinoidea; Temnopleuroida; Toxopneustidae. Bases 288 to 2354 code for a protein of 688 amino acids. The record is from RefSeq and is a predicted model, not a curated record. Gene Ontology annotation, biological process: tRNA wobble uridine modification. The transcript is spliced from 3 exons. Gene Ontology annotation, cellular component: cytoplasm; nucleus. Gene Ontology annotation, molecular function: tRNA binding; S-adenosylmethionine-dependent methyltransferase activity.
GUUAUCUAAAUUGAUUUUUCAAUUGCUGAUGUUGAUUACAAAACAGAACUGAGAAUGAUGUACUUGUGUUUCUUUAUUAGUUUCAUCUAUGGUUUCUUCCUGCCGGGGGAAAAUCCCUACAGAGUAAUUAACAUUUAGCUGUAUCUUUCAUUGUUUUUGUAUUCUUUCAUCUUCUCUUAGGUUGUGGCAAUGGCAAGUAUCUUGGGAUUAACAACCAAACUUUCAAGAUUGGUUCAGAUUGUUGCAUCAAUCUGGUUGACAUCUCGGCUAAGAGAGGCCAUGAGGCUAUGGUGUGUGAUAAUCUUCGUCUCCCGUAUCGUAGCAACUGCUUUGAUGCCGUCAUCUCCAUCGCUGUCGUCCACCAUUUUGCCACGGUCGAGAGGCGCAUCCAGGCCAUUCAGGAGCUAGCAAGAAUAUGUCGACCAGGAGGGCUGGUCAUGAUUUAUGUCUGGGCUCUAGAGCAAAAGCAGAGACAGUUUGAUGCCCAGGAUGUUUUAGUGCCUUGGCACCUCCAGCCCAAGAACACACGAACCAGGAGAAACAAAGGUAAACAGAACAGGGAGAAACAUAAACAUAACAGUAGCAGUUCAGCCAGUGAAGAUGAUGAUGAUGAUAACCAGAAAUUAGGCAAGAAACCAAACAAAGCAUUCAAUGGGAAACUGGAGAGCAAACUAUCCAAGAUGAAACUGCAUCCAGCCAUUCCAUCAGUCCAGAAUGGUGGUUUAAGAUCUAGGAAGGCUAAAACACUCCAGAGACAUACUACUGAAAGAGACUGGUUUCGGGAGAAGUUCUCAAGUCGUAGGGACCAACUGAAAUCAGAUGAAACCAGGGUGCUGCGGAAGUGCUACAGCUGUGAGGAGAGUGUGGUCCUGAGUGCUAAACCAAGGGUUGCUAAGACUAGGUGCCAGUCAGAUAGCGGCGUGAGUAGACGAUUGAUCAGCAGAAGCAGCAGUGUGGAAGAAGGAGAGAGAGGAGGGACUAUGUGGGAUGGUUUCCUUCAGGUUUAUCCCGCUUCUUUCUCUCCUACGUCCUCAUUCAAGAGUGAGGAUGACAUUACACAAGGUGAUGUAAAUAGUGUCUUUGGAGAUGAUGAUGAUGACAUUGAUGAGGACACCAAGAACCAAUGGUGUAUCAUCAAUAAAGAUGGUUCGAUGAGUACUGCAACUAGUCGAUCCUUAAAGAAAAGACAGUCCCGGUCUCACCUUUUACUAAAUGGCUCAAACAGCUGUGACAGUAUUCUACCUAAAAGCUCAAAAUCACUCAGAAAUGUUAAAAAGCGAACUUCACCACUGUUAAGCUCUCAAUCGUUGGAUGAAAGAGAUUUUGAAAGAAGCAAUUCACCCAGAACUUCCUUAGAAAAAUUUGGUGCUAAUAGGAGAAAUUUGUCUUCUUUUUCACACAACUCAGAAGGUGCAAUAGAUGUUAAAAACCUCAAAGGAAAUGACUUGAAAGCUUCUACGUGGAGCAGUGAUACCUCAGGGUUUGUAAGUAAUGGUAGCGUCAAUGGAGAAUGCUCAGAGGCCACAAAGAAGUUGCUCAAUUGGCGAAAGCAACAGUUGAAACUGAAUCUGCGUCCUGAUGAGCCCAAAGAGAGGAGCUACAGCUCAUGGAAUGGGGUCAUCACAAAAUCUUUAGAACUCCUGUAUAAGUCAGAAGGAAAGACUAAGAAAAAGUCUGUGGUUGGAUUGAACUUGGCAACAGCAAAGGGAGAGAUCUUCAAGCCUUUCAAAGGAAGGAGUCGUCUUUCACAGUCUGGAUCUGAACGAGACCUUGAAUCAUCUUUUGAUUCAGUGUCCUCUUCGGAUGAAAGUCUGACAACCUACCCAAUCAAUCCUACUAAACAAUCUCAACUGAAGAAAGAUCAGUCACCUGCAUCUGACUUGAGGACUCGAUCCCAUUCUCUUUCUAUGCUUGAGAAACUGAUGCCCAAAGAUUUUAGAUUCCCUGAAAGCCCUUUGGCAUUAUCAAGGAAACCUUCCUCCGAUAGUCUUUCCUACAACCAGGAUCGGCCAGGAGAUGAUCCUGGAUGGCAUUCCAAGAAUGGUAUCACCUCCAGAAGUGUUCUUGGUAAUCGUCAACCAGCCAGUAACCCAAACCUAAGGUCGAUUCACCAGCAAGAUACAAGCAAUCGUGAUGUAUCAUUCGGCCAGGACAAGAAGAAAGAAGACAAGACUGACCUGAAGAACCCUCCUGAUGAUGCUUCCCUUUACCUUCGAUAUUACCAUGUAUUCAAAGAGGGUGAAUUAACUGACUUGAUAGAAAGAAACAUUGAGAAUCUUCAUAUUGUGAAGAGCUACUACGACCAUGCCAAUUGGUGUGUAGUUGCAGAGAAGGUGGAGGUUUGGAGGAUAUGAUGGGAUAAGUGUGCAACAGAUUUUAUAAUAUUUUAUACAGAGAUCUUAUAUAGCCUGAUAAAUAGUAUUUUAAACCAAAAGUGAUAUUAAAUUAUUUUUGUGUCAUAGAAUAAGUGCCCUUGUGUAUUCAUAUUGUCCACUGAAUUAAAACAAAAUCAUUAUUUUUGUAAAGUAAUUAACAGAAAACAUUGAGAUGUGUCUGCUGCCCUCUAUUGUUAGUAUUGUGUCAUAGGAGGUGACAAGAUAUAUUCCUACCUCGUUUUUAUUAUUUUAUCAUAUUAAGAUUUGAAGUCAAUGUACUUUUAGAAACCAUUAUAUCCAUUGAUCUUUAGGUAAUAGUUGUGGGCCUUUUCUGGGUGGGCGCGUUGUGGUCUAGUGGUUCUGACUCUCGCCUUUCAAACAGAUGGUCGGUGGUUCGAAUCCUAGCCAUGGCGUGUUUU